Messenger RNA from Nerophis lumbriciformis (worm pipefish), 600 nucleotides. The record is from RefSeq and is a predicted model, not a curated record. NCBI's taxonomy places the organism in Eukaryota, Metazoa, Chordata, Actinopteri, Syngnathiformes, Syngnathidae.
AUGUAUUCACUGUCCGGGGAAAUCCAGGGCUUCUCCAAAAGCCGCCUUAGAAAACAGUGCACUCGCGUUACCACAGUGACGGGCAGGAAGUUGUUGGAGAGGAGCACCGAUGGAGGACUACAAGUGGAGGAGCUGGAGGAGGGAAAUGGAUGUGGAUUUGUAGAAGAUAAAAGCCUUGACCUUCAAGUUGGAAUGGUCCGACCUUACUUAUUGUUGGGCUCUCAGGAUGCGGCCCACGACAUGAACACCUUGCAGAUAUAUCAGGUGUCCCACGUGCUCAACGUAGCUUACGGCGUAGCCAACCCGUUCCCUGAUCGGUUCGUCUACAAGACUGUCCAGAUUCUGGACCUCCCAGACACAGACAUCACUUCCUAUGUGGAGGAGUGCGGCACCUUUAUAGAUCAGGCUCGGAGACAGAAUGGCGUGGUUCUGGUCCACUGUAACGCCGGUGUCUCACGCUCCUCUUCCGUGGUCACGGCGUACCUGAUGUGGCAUGAGGGGCUCCCGUUUGACAAGGCAUACCAACAGGUGAAGCUGGCGAGGCCUUCCAGCCGACCCAACCCGGGGUUUCUCCACCAGCUGCAGCAUUAUAGGCUAUGA